This is a messenger RNA of Belonocnema kinseyi, 1555 nucleotides long. It is a transcript of the gene Hat1, whose product is annotated as histone acetyltransferase type B catalytic subunit. Bases 160 to 1380 code for a protein of 406 amino acids. Gene Ontology annotation, cellular component: nucleus. The transcript has 7 exons. Gene Ontology annotation, biological process: subtelomeric heterochromatin formation. The record is from RefSeq and is a predicted model, not a curated record. NCBI's taxonomy places the organism in Eukaryota, Metazoa, Arthropoda, Insecta, Hymenoptera, Cynipidae. Gene Ontology annotation, molecular function: histone H4 acetyltransferase activity; histone binding.
CCCUACUUUAAAGAUUUAGCGGCACUAGCAUUGUUAAUAGUAGUAUAGUAAGAACUGCUGUGAAUUAUAAUAUACUUUGGGCAGUUAUUCAUGUUUAAGAAGCACAUUUGAUUUUUCUAUGCUAUUUCAUUGAAUGAGUGAACAUUGAUAAAAAAAAAAAUGGAUGAUGCCCUUAAUGCACAUUUACAAGCAUUUGUUAUUGACAGUAAUGAAUCGUUGGAGUUACGAUUAGUUCGAGAAAUUCAAGAUGUUGACGACGAGAAAACAAUAUUCAAGCCAGAAAUGUCUCAUCAAGUUUUUGGCGAAAGUGAAACUAUAUUCGGAUACCGAGAUUUAAAGGUAAAGCUGUAUUAUUCUGCUGGAUGUUUGGAGACAUAUUUAGGAAUAGACUACACCAGUAAAUUGAAGGAGACAACUGAUCAAAAUGUCAAAGCUGAUGAUGUUUUACAAAUGCUGUCUAAUUUUCUUUCAUCACCUGUUCAUUAUAGUCUGGACUCAUUCUUCUCUUCUCUGGUCAAGGAUGAUACUUUCGUACCGGCGGGUGAAUUGAUACAAGCACAUUAUGUGAAAGGUAAUAACAGCACAAGAAAAUUUGAAGUGUAUAAAGCACAUAUGGGUGAUAGAAACUUUAAAGAAUAUCAUAAACGAAUGCAAACGUUCAUUUUAUGGUAUAUCGAUGCCGCUAAUUUUUUGGAUGUUGAUGAUGAUCAGUGGCACUACUUUAACAUGUUUGAGAGGUACGUUUCCGCCUCAGGUUCGGUUCGUUAUGCAACCGUUGGUUUUGCAACAGUUUAUCAGUAUUAUGCAUACCCAAAUCAUACGAGACCUCGGAUUGCACAAGUUCUGAUUUUGCCACCAUUUCAAAACAUUGGUCUUGGAGCUCAGUUAUUACGAGCUAUCUAUGCCGAUUACAUAGGACGAAGUGAAGUCAAAGACAUAACAGUUGAAGAUCCCUCUCCUGGUUUUCAACGUUUGAGAGAUUACGUCGAUGCAACAAACUGCAGCACGUUACCUAGUUUUCAAAAACAUUGUCUACUUCAAGGUUUCAAUAAAACGAUGACUAUAGAAGCAAGAGAUAAUUUUAAGAUCAAUAAGAGACAGGCACGCAGGGUUUAUGAGAUUUUAAGGUUGAAGGUAACGAACAUUUCCAACGAGACAGAAUAUCGUGAUUAUAGGUUAAAUGUGAAAAGAAGACUUAAUAUUCCUCUCAAACGAGAACAACGUGGAUUGAAAAACAUUGAACUAUCAUCGAAAGUUUUGAAUCAAGGAAGUGAAUUUGGACCAGAAUAUUACAUGGAAAUUCUCGAAAAAGAAUACCGUCUGUUGGAAGAAGAAUAUGAUAAAGUCAUAAAAAGAAUGGAAAAUUCUGCACAACUGUAAUAUAAAAAAAUUAUAAUACUCACUUUUUUUUUGAAGAACCAAAUUUUAGAUAUUCAAUUUGUUUUUAUACGAGUGUAUAUACAUUAGAAUAUGUAACAUUCACACGGCUGCACACACUUUUGUAAGAAAAAGGGAUUUUUGUAAAAAUAUAUUGAUAUAUGCAUCCAUUAGUUAA